CCGUCAACCACGGGUUCACGGGUCCAUGGCCCCCAGCCGCCCAGCCCAAUCCGAGUCGGCGCCCCACGGCCCCCCCAGUCGACUCGCCCAAAUUGGAGUGAGUGCCGCGAAGCGCAGAGCAGCAGCCCAGCGUAGAGGCUGCAGAGCAGAGCAGAGCAGAGCAAUGCAGAGUAGAGCAGUGCAGUGCAGUGCAGAGCAGAGCUUGUGUGCAGCUUUGUCCCUAUUUUGUUCCCAGUUUGCUUCCCAUCUGCCCUUCACUGCCGCCCCUAACCCCCCCUCCCCCCUCCCAGAUCUGCCAGUCCAAGCCAAGCCCGUCCGAGGCGUCUCUGCUCCCAGCGGUGACAUGACAGAGCCCCGGAUCUCCACUAUUCGCUGACGCAGACGAGGACCCCGUCCGUCGCCGUCACCGUCACCCCGUCACUCCGUCGCCGUCGAGGCCAUGGACAAUGAUCUGAGCCUUUCUCAAUCGUUCGGAGGCUUGCGUAUCGCCAACCCAGAUGCAUCAUCGCCAGGAAUCGAAAACGUGCCUACCAACCCGGUGCUAGACGCUUCAUCAGUUCUGGCGCCCUUCCGAUCCGCAGAUGUGACGGACCCUCCUCCGCCUCUAGGAUCGAGAGACGCCAGAUCCUCGACAGAUCCCCAACCGCAAUCUCGCAGACACUCUAUCUUUAAUAUCAUCCGCCGCGGUGAACCCUCCCCUGACUCGCUGCCUUCAUCACGAACUCCUCCGCAAUAUCUCGAGGGAAAGUGCGCGCCUCCAAAUACGCGGUCCGAUUCCAGUGGCAGUGAAUCGUCCAAAGCACAAAGUGAUCCGCUCGCACGAGCUGCAGCCUCAAAGCCGAAUCGUCAAUCGAUGCUGCCCCUGAAUCACCAAGAACAACAGCAAGCUCAGUUCCCACCAUAUCAGCUGAAUGCAAUGCAGAACGGCAACAGAGGCUACCCCCCUGCCGGUUCAUCUCGUCCUGUUUCAGGAGUCUAUUCAGCUCAACCUCCUCCCAACACGAUACCCUCCCGGGAACCCGGCUCAUACAGACUACGAAGUGAAUCAUCAAGAUCGCCAAUGGCUGGCAUACCUACAAGAAGUGAUUCACGAGGUGGCACAGCAAUGCAGGCAGGUGUCCCAUCGAGAGAAUUAAGUCACAGAGACCGUUCCUACAGUCAGAACCAUCCCUUACCGGCUGGGAACGGACCUUUACCACCACGGCGAAGCUCGAGGGGGAUGGGUGGAGGUCAUACGGAAACUGCUGCGGGCUCUUCGAAUUCCCCGGCCCCGAGAUACGACUUAGACGGCAAUCUCGUGCCCAGCAGUGAGGAGUGGAAAGACAAGGGUGCAGCGGUAGGCGUCCGGGAGGAAAUAGAUGCGAAUGGGAGGGUGGUGUAUAGACAGGUUAAGAAGGGCGUGCGGGAUUUCGUCUUCGGCCGGACAUUGGGAGAGGGUUCAUACAGCACCGUGGUCUUGGCAACAGACAGACAAACACUGAAGGAAUACGCGGUCAAGAUUUUGGACAAGAAGCAUAUCAUCAAAGAGAAGAAGAUCAAAUACGUGAACAUCGAGAAGGACACCCUCAACCGACUGAUCGAGCACCCAGGAAUCGUUCGGCUAUAUUACACCUUCCAGGAUAGCACGUCUCUUUAUUAUGUGCUGGACGUGGCUAGUGGGGGCGAGCUUCUUGGGGUUCUGAAGAAGAUUGGUUCCUUCGACGAGGAGUGCACACAGUUCUACGGAGCAGAAAUUCUGGAUGCGAUAGAACACAUGCAUAACAGAGGUGUGAUUCACCGGGAUCUCAAGCCUGAGAACGUUCUCCUGGAUGACCAGAUGCACAUCAAAAUCACCGACUUUGGGACUGCAAAAUUACUACCAGACCCACGAACACCGAAGGAAGCGACUCCGUAUGAUCCUGCAGGACAAGACGAAGAAUCGACACGGGCACGAUCUUUUGUUGGAACGGCAGAGUAUGUCAGUCCCGAGUUGCUCACAGACAAAAAUGCCUGUAAAGCCAGUGACCUGUGGGCUUUUGGGUGCAUUAUCUACCAGCUUUUGACCGGAAGACCUCCUUUCAAAGCCGGGAAUGAGUAUCAAACAUUCCAAAAGAUAGUAGGCCUGGACUACCAGUUCCCGCCCGGAUUUCCUCCGGCUGCCAGAGAUCUAGUUGAACGCCUCCUGGUUCUCGACCCACAAAGGAGGUUGUCGAUCGAGCACAUCAAGAAUCACGAGUUCUUUGAUGGCAUACAAUGGGGACGUGGGCUCUGGAAGAUGAAAGCACCACGGCUGAAGCCUUAUAUCCCCCCUACUCAAGAACCCACCAUCAUUAAGCUCAAUGGCUAUUCGAGCUCGCCUCAACCAAUCCCCACAUCCCGGGCACAGCAAGCGCCCUCCUCAAAUGGUAAUCCUCGACCCCAACCAAGAGUAAUCACGGAACUACCACCACCGACACAGCUCGAUAUUGAAUGGUCACCUGUUCUGACACGGAACAACGAGCGAAUAUUAAAACUUGGAAAUCUGAUGGUGCUAUCGACUCCACUCCCACACAGUCCAAAUUCGCGGAAUGGAGAGAAUGGAGAGGCUCACGAAAAGAAGGGACUCGCAAGGUUUUUUGGUGGCAGCACUACCAAGAAGAGGCAACGACUCGUGAUGGUGACAUCCAGCGCUAGGAUUAUCUUGGCUGCUGCAGGGGGGGACGAGAAGAAAUCGAAGUCAGAAAUUUCGCUCCUCGCAUCGGAAUGCUCCUGGAGAACGCAGUUGGAUGCAAAGGGUCAAGAAGUGUGGUGUGUUGAUACUCGCGGAACACACUACACUUUCGAAGACUCCAAGACCUCCGUGACAACCGGAGACCCAACAAAAAGCUCGGCCCAGGAGUGGAUUGAGUCCAUAGAGCGUGCCAAAGACAUAGCGCUUUCCCAAAAUACUGCAGGCUCAUACAACAGCGAUACGGGUUUCGACAUGGGCUCUUCCGUCUCGAGUCCAAGCAGUACUCUUCACGGUAACAGCAUAUACCCAGAGGGCUUUAAUGUCACAGAUCGAGCGGGACGAAACCAUCUAACUAAGAGCCAAGCCAGCUUGGGUGGAGAAGAGCAUGUUGAAAAGGCCAAGAAGCAUCGAUUCAGUAAGAGACAGUCCAAAAACGGACUUUCCACUCCAUUUUGAGGCGAGGGCUCACCAGCUCUUUUAUAACGAUUUUCGGGGAGAUCGUGGAGGGCGCACUUAGCAUAAUUCGGUUCGUGGAGCAUUUGAUAGCGCGGCGCUGGUUUGAUUCACUUCUUGCAUUCCCUUUCAUACCACCUUUUGAUAGGGCCUUUUACGAAUAUCAAGACGCUUCUCUUUUCUUUCAGGUCAGCCUGGCAGGCUUGGGGCUCGGGGUUACUUUGCGCACAUCAUCGAGCAUAGCGUUUUGGCUAGAUCUAUAGGCGGAACGAUUUAUCGUUUGGGUGGUUGUGGUAUUUAAUUACGUGCUUAUGCGGUGGCUUUCAUGUAGAGAAGAUUCCUCGCUGCUUAAGACAGGUUUGCGCCGUUGCUUUGCAAAUGUAAAGUAGAGCGAUGCUGAAAGUGAAGGGCCAGCAUGGUCUUGUGGGCAGCGAUUGAAAAUGCCAGACUUUUUGAGCUCGAAUCAUUGAUCCAGCAAAUAAUCUGAGAUCCAGC
Molecule: messenger RNA, 3637 nt
Organism: Hyaloscypha bicolor E
Lineage: Eukaryota; Fungi; Ascomycota; Leotiomycetes; Helotiales; Hyaloscyphaceae
Product: Pkinase-domain-containing protein
Exons: 2
Coding region: 440-3145 (901 amino acids)
Biological process (GO): intracellular signal transduction; peptidyl-serine phosphorylation
Molecular function (GO): ATP binding; protein serine/threonine kinase activity
Source: RefSeq, a predicted model, not a curated record